This is a messenger RNA of Castor canadensis (American beaver), 4055 nucleotides long. It is a transcript of the gene Trmu, whose product is annotated as tRNA mitochondrial 2-thiouridylase. NCBI's taxonomy places the organism in Eukaryota, Metazoa, Chordata, Mammalia, Rodentia, Castoridae. Gene Ontology annotation, cellular component: mitochondrion. The record is from RefSeq and is a predicted model, not a curated record. Gene Ontology annotation, biological process: tRNA wobble position uridine thiolation. Gene Ontology annotation, molecular function: sulfurtransferase activity.
GUGGCCCGUGGAGGUUAAACUGUUAGCAGAUGCUGGCGACGCGGCACGUCGUGUGCGCCCUGUCCGGCGGCGUGGACAGUGCUGUUGCCGCACUGCUGCUGAGGCGGAGAGGUUACCAGGUGACAGGGAUAUUUAUGAAGAAUUGGGACUCACUGGAUGAACAUGGCGUUUGCACUGCUGACAAAGACUGCGAAGAUGCUUAUAAAGUUUGCCAAAUCUUAGACAUCCCUUUCCAUCAGGUGUCCUAUGUGAAGGAGUAUUGGAAUGAUGUGUUCAGUGAUUUUUUGAAUGAGUAUGAAAAAGGAAGGACUCCCAACCCUGAUAUAGUCUGCAACAAGCACAUCAAGUUCAGCUGCUUUUACCGUUACGCCCUGAAUAAUCUUGGAGCAGAUGCUGUUGCCACAGGCCACUACGCCAGGACUUCACUGGAAGAUGAAGAAGUCUUUCACCAGAAGCAUGUUAAGAGACCAGAAGGACUUUUCAGAAAUCGAUUUGAAGUUAGAAAUUCCGUAAAACUUCUCCAAGCAGCUGACAGCUUUAAAGACCAGACCUUCUUUCUCAGCCAGGUUUCCCAGGAGGCCCUGAGAAGAACCAUCUUCCCUCUGGGGGGAUUAACGAAAGAUUUUGUAAAGAAAAUAGCUGCUGAGAAUCGACUCCAUCAUGUGCUUCAGAAGAAAGAGAGCAUGGGCAUCUGUUUUGUUGGUAAAAGAAAUUUUGAGCAUUUCAUUCUUCAGUAUUUGCAGCCUCGGCCUGGGAAAUUUAUUUCCAUUGAAGACAGUACAGUUCUGGGAACACACAAAGGUUGGUUCCUGUAUACUUUGGGCCAGAGAGCGAAGAUCAGUGGCAUGAGAGAGCCCUGGUAUGUGGUGGAGAAGGAUGGUGUCAAGGGCGACGUACUUGUGGCCCCCCGGACAGACCACCCCGCCCUGUACAGGGACCCUCGCACUGGUCGAGUACAUUGGAUUGCAGAGGAGCCACCAGCCGCCCUGGUCCUGGAUAAGAUGAUGGAGUGUCACUUCCGAUUCCGCCACCAGAUGGCGCUAGUGCCCUGUGUGCUGACCCUCAAUCAGGAUGGCACCGUAUGGGUGACAGCUGUGACGGCUGUGCGAGCCCUUGCACUGGGACAGUUUGCUGUGUUCUACAAAGGUGAUGAGUGUCUGGGCAGCGGGAAAAUCCUACGUUUGGGACCAUCCCUCUACACACUCCAGAAGGGCAAGAGCAGAGCCAGAGAAGCCCCUGAAGGCUCAGGUGACAGCCCAAGCCUGCAUCCCAUACCCUGACAGAGGCUGAACUGCUGGGAGAACCUGUAAGGCAAAGCCCAGGGCUGGCAGUGGUGGGCAGUUGGUCACUAGUAAGCACUGAUGGGCUUGGUCCUGCCUGAACCAUGGGGCCCUGCCAACUCUACUGCAGAGCAGGUUAUCCCCAGGAAGGGUCCAUCUUCUCUGAGGUGGAGCUCUGGUGGACCAGAAGCAUUUGCCGGCCAGUGGGUAUGUCCCAACGAGGGCUCUUUGUGUCGAGUUCCUCUUUCACACCCACACAGGGACAGUCCCCUGUGAGCACGUUGCAGGACCUGUGGAGGCUGUGUGGACUUGCAGGGCAGCAUCAAAUAAAACUGUCUGGAAUAAGGAGUGUGACCGUGUCGGGACCUGGGAGACCUGGGUGGGCUGCUGCAGGGCUUCUCACCACUGCCCUUCUAACCAUAAGAAGAGACCUACAUAUACCCCAGCCUCCUCCCUGGGGCCUGAGCCUGUGCAUGUGAGGGGGGCAGAGCACUGUUCACGUCAGGCCUCUCAGUGUCUGGAGCUUGUACGUGGCAUGCACAUGGUAUCUCCCUGCAAGGGCACCCACACCUAGGAAGAACAAGCACGGAGUGAUGCUUCCUGUCACCUGCUCUGUCAUGUUCACUAGCAAGCACCUCGAAAGGUGCACGGUAGGUAUGCAGGAGGAACACUUGAAAAUGGCUUUCAGCAUGGGUGUUCGUGGGUUGUUUUCUUCUCAGCUUUGGUCCUGGAGUGGCCCUGAUCUCUGGAGCUGUGCAGCUGGCACCAGGUGAGGACCCUAGGAGCUGCUGAAGAGGGAGGAAUCCCUACUAUCUCUCUUUGCUCCCAGUUGGGUGGUCCUAGUUGGGCAGAAGUGAGAGACAGUGCAGGUGCUGGAACCACUAAAAAGGGUCACUGGGAGAUAGGGUGAGGGGGUCCCAGAGGGUAAGAGCUGGAGGUGUGUUUCCUGAAAUGCUUCAGCUACAUAUAUAUGGGGUACAGGGCACACCCAAGACGGCAUGUCAAGGCCUUCCUUGGACCUGGCAUUGAACACUCCCUGUCACCCCCUCAAGGGGCAACAGGACUAGCGAUGGAGCCUGAGCGGUUGCUUGCUGCUGAAACACACAGGUUGGUGUUUAAAAUAAGGAUGUUAACCUGACCCAGAGUUGACCUAUCAUAAUGCCAGUGGAAUUCUCAGUGCCAAGAGAAACGAGGACCCAAAUAUUUAAAUCAUCAGAGGGUAGAGCAGCUUCCUCCCCCACCCCAGUAGGUGAAGGCAAGGAAACAACAUCCAACAGAGAAAGAAAAAAGAGGAAGGACAUUUUAAAAUGAAAAUUAUAUUUGAAAGGUAAGAAUUCACUGGGCCAGGUACAGUGACUCAUACCUGUAAUCCCAGCUACUAGCAAGGCUAAGAUUCGAAGAAUCAUGGUUCAAGGCCAGGAUUAAAAAGUAAGACGCCAUCUAAACAAACAAGCCCAGUGUUAUAUGCCUGUAAUUGCACUUAGUGGGAGGCAUGGGUGGGAGGACUGUAGUCCCAGGCUGCCCCAGGCAAAAAGGGACCCUAUCUAGAAAAGAACCUAUAAACAAAAAAUGGGCAGGAGGCAUGGUUCAAGUAGCAGAGCGCCUGCCUGGCAAGCCAGGCCCCUGAGAUCAAACCCCAGUACUACCGGAAGAAAAAGCCAGAAAACCCUAGGUAGGGUCUCCCCAUCCAUCCUGUGGCAGGGCCUGAGAAUGACUAGAAAGUUCUGGCACCAUAUCCUGACUUACAGACUUAGAAAGUGUCCCCUCCAUAGUGCCUUAUGGCGAGAGAGCAGAGAGGGAGGAAGCAGCACGGCACAGGUACAAAUUCAAAAAUCUUAAUUUAUUGUAGCCUCUCCUCGUCAUUGUUCCAGUGCUGAACAUUAAUAAAUACACGUUACAAACCUCCAGUGUCUUAAUUGCUCAUAAAGUCUUAAGUCAUAAAAAAUAAGUUUAAAAUUUUACCAUCUUAAUAAAACAACUGUUUUUUGUAACAGUUCUGAUCAGAUUAAAAACCUCACCUUCAGGGGUGAGAUCCACUUAGCAACAGUGAGUGAUCCUAGGAAAGUGGCUUGCCUCGAGACCUGAAAAUGUAAAAUCCCUUUGUGCUCAGAGAGUGUCUCAGUGGCAGCUUGCCAUGCCCUCUGACACUGCGCUAAUGGUCUGCAGAGGCCUCGUUCCAUUCUGAAGCAGUGUGGGGUCUCAGACCAUUUCACGUGUGUUUCCCUGGAGCAGUCAUUUAUGGGCAAAACCGAAAAUCCGGUGCGGAAAUCUUUGUCUUUUAUUUGGUUCCCAUCACAUCGUGGGGUUUCCCAUGUUUGGAAGCAGCUGUGCUGAUCACAUAUCUGGGCACCUUCUUUGAAGAACAAAGGAAAUGCAGAAACAAACGUGUCUGAAUAAUUCCGGGCCCCAUUGCGCGGCUCCUUGGGCUACACUGUGCCAGUAGUCCACAGUGGGACAAUCAAAAUGGUCCUCGGUAUGAGUUUCCAAAAAAAGUGGUAGCCAUUGAAAAGUGUGGCUGUGGCUUUGUUUCUUUGCACAAUUGGCCAUUUGAAGCAAAAUGAUGUAAUUGGUGAGACUUGGGGGAGGGACCCCAGCCUGUCUGGAGAGUGCCAGAAUCUGAAAGAGCUAGAAAAUUGGCAGGAAGGAAUGUGACAUCCUGGAAGACCUCAUGGCUUCAACUGAUUUGGGAACGUGAACACUCUGGGAUCCCACUGUGGGCAGGAGCAGAGGGACAAAGGAAUUCCCCACCUGCAGUACCAGGCUAACUGGGAAAGA